AAAAUUUAAGUGGCCCUUUAAGCACAUAUCGUUUGAGUUUCAAAUCUCUAACAUCAUGUCGCUCAGCCGUGUCUGCCUCGUUUUAACUCUGGUGGUCCUUUGGAACUCUGCCGAAAGCGCUCCGAGGACCAAUUUCCAGAACUUAAUUGCAUCAUACAGUGAGUGGCCCGAAUCGUGUCAUGGCGCCAAUCAAUCGCCGAUCAAUCUAGUCAUUGAGGACAGCAAGCGAGCACACUACCCUGCUUUGCAGUUCAACGGGCACUGGAACUUCCAGGAAGGCGGAUUUGUGUUGAAAAACACAGGACAUGCUGCACAAAUUGUCUACUCCGGAGUGGCUCCCACUCUGACCGGUGGACCUCUGAAUUCCGAGUACACCCUUGCGCAAGUCCAUUUCCACUGGGGAAAUACUGCUGGAUCGGGCAGCGAACACGCAAUCAACAACUUCUUCUUCGAACUGGAAGGUCACUUUGUCCAUUACAACACAAAAUACGGCUCCGUCGCCGAAGCUCUUCACCACCCCGAUGGUUUGGCAGUGGUCGGAGUCCUCUUCAAGGGCGUUGAAUCUGCAAACAACAAUUUGAAUUUGAUCGUCGAUUCGUUGAGCAAAAUCGUUCCGACCGACUCGCAGACCCUUAUUUCCGGCGACGCCAUGAAUUGGUUCAAGCGAUACGACAAGACGCGCAACUUCUUCACCUAUUUCGGUUCUUUGACCACCCCUCCUUGCAGCGAGGUCGUCACCUGGAUCGUCCUGGCCGAACCUUAUUACAUCGGAAACGAACAAGUCAAAGCCUUCACCGAACUGUGGAGUCACGAAGGCCCUCUUGAAAGUAAUUUCAGACCUCUGCAGGAGCUCGAUGGUCGAGUGGUGGAACUCAAUUCCAAAUACUAAAAAAACAACGAAAUAUCCUUCAUUGGAAUUAUUUGAAAAUGAACAAUUUCAAAAACAAAAAGAUUAAAUUUAUUUGAAAGAAACUCCUUUAAUGAUAAUUAAUAUAGUAUUUUC
Neocloeon triangulifer is the source of this 1003-nucleotide messenger RNA. Its product is annotated as carbonic anhydrase-like. Lineage: Eukaryota; Metazoa; Arthropoda; Insecta; Ephemeroptera; Baetidae. The record is from RefSeq and is a predicted model, not a curated record. Gene Ontology annotation, molecular function: carbonate dehydratase activity; zinc ion binding. Bases 56 to 889 code for a protein of 277 amino acids. The transcript is spliced from 7 exons.